Messenger RNA from Cyprinodon variegatus (sheepshead minnow), 1563 nucleotides. It is a transcript of the gene wdr45b, whose product is annotated as WD repeat domain 45B. Gene Ontology annotation, biological process: protein lipidation; nucleophagy; protein localization to phagophore assembly site. Gene Ontology annotation, cellular component: extrinsic component of membrane; cytosol; phagophore assembly site membrane. The record is from RefSeq and is a predicted model, not a curated record. Lineage: Eukaryota; Metazoa; Chordata; Actinopteri; Cyprinodontiformes; Cyprinodontidae. Bases 254 to 1303 code for a protein of 349 amino acids. Gene Ontology annotation, molecular function: phosphatidylinositol-3-phosphate binding; protein binding; phosphatidylinositol-3,5-bisphosphate binding. The transcript is spliced from 10 exons.
UGUCUUGGUUGUCUCAACUGUGAUUAAUAACGAUGACGUAGUUUUACUUCUUAGACAAAUGCGUUUACGGCAUCAGCCAGAUACAAGCGAACUCCCUCCGAUGCUCCUGACAGCCCGGGGUUGUUGUUGGCUCCCCCCGCCCUCCUCCUCUCCAGCAGAAAUCCGACUCAGGAGGAGAAUGGUAGCCAGCUAGCUAACGGUCAAAAACAGUUGGGUUUGCUCGUUUAACGCCGCUGGAUAUUUUGUCUCAACCAUGAAUUUACUACCAUCAAAUCCACACGGGAAUGGGCUUCUUUAUGCUGGAUUUAACCAGGAUCAUGGAUGCUUUGCUUGUGGAAUGGAGAAUGGAUUCCGUGUCUACAACACAGAUCCUCUCAAAGAGAAGGAGAAACAAGCCCUUUGUGUUUCAGAGUUCCUAGAGGGAGGAGUCGGCCAUGUGGAGAUGCUGUUCAGGUGUAACUACCUGGCACUAGUGGGAGGAGGGAAGAAACCAAAGUAUCCGACCAACAAAGUGAUGAUCUGGGACGACCUGAAGAAGAAAACGGUGAUUGAGAUCGAGUUCUCCACAGAAGUGAAAGCAGUGAAGCUUCGGCGUGACAGGAUCGUAGUGGUCCUAGACUCCAUGAUCAAAGUGUUCACCUUUACACACAACCCUCAUCAGCUGCACGUGUUUGAGACCUGCUAUAACCCCAAAGGUCUAUGUGUGCUGUGUCCAAACAGCAACAACUCUCUGCUGGCGUUCCCGGGAACGCAUUCGGGCCACGUGCAGAUAGUGGACCUGGCCAACACUGAAAAGCCACCUGUCGACAUCCCCGCUCAUGAGGGGGCGCUGUGCUGCAUUGCACUCAACCUGCAGGGAACCAGAAUAGCCACAGCAUCAGAAAAAGGGACGCUGAUCAGAAUCUUUGACACGUCUGCCGGGCAACUGAUCCAGGAGCUGAGGAGAGGAUCCCAGACGGCCAACAUUUACUGCAUCAACUUUAACCAGGAUGCAUCCCUGAUCUGCGUAUCCAGCGAUCACGGCACGGUUCACAUCUUUGCCGCCGAAGAUCCCAAAAGGAACAAACAGUCGAGCUUGGCCUCCGCCAGCUUCCUCCCCAAAUACUUCAGCUCCAAGUGGAGCUUCUCCAAGUUCCAGGUGCCAUCGGGCUCUCCCUGUCUGUGUGCCUUCGGAACCGAGCCCAACGCCGUCAUAGCCAUCUGUGCUGACGGCAGCUACUACAAGUUCCUUUUUAACCAGAAGGGGGAGUGCUCCAGAGACGUGUACGCCCAGUUCCUGGAGAUGACCGAUGAGAAAAUAUGACCCUCGUGACUUCCUGUUGAGCAACACGUUCUUGUUCUCUAUUUCAACUUUUUUUUGGCUUUUCAUUUUUUUCUCUGAGGAAAUUAGGAGAAGUCCUACUUUGCACUUCACCUCAUCUAUAGAGACUCUGAGAAACGCAGAGCGUCAGAUGAAGAGGACAAAGAAAACAAAGCACAGACUUUUUUUGUGGGGGAGACCUGCCAGCUUUACUCCCAAAGCAAACCCAUGGAGAUGAGGGAAAGUUUUUUUUUUUUUCCUGG